CUUUGUUAAGUCAAAACAAUAGUGACUCAGCCUAGCGCCGGGGCAGGCAGAGACGCUCCGUUGCAGGUACUUAAGCGCCGCGAGGAAAGCUUGUCAGCCAGUCGAAGCGCAGAGUUCAGAGUGGAAGGUUGUCCAAAAUGUUUCCCGAUUACGAGUACUUCUUUUACCAGUACAAGGGCAUGUGCCCUUUCAGUUGCCUGCCCUUGGAAGUUUUCCAACCGGAUAUUUUGGCCGUGCCCGCCUAUGUGGAAGAUUAUGAAGUGAUAACAUCGGAAUAUUUGCAAAAAGAUGAGCCUAAUGAAGAUGACACGUCGAUCGAGACCUACCCUGUCAGUCCCGUUGCCUCACCUAUCAACGAGCCGCCGUAUCAUUGGACUCAAGCAGUUGCCACGAGACUCGUGCCUGUGGCAGCUGACUUCAAAUUCACUUUCACGAAGACACUCAGUACUGACAGUGACGGUACAGACACUGAUGGUACAGAAGCCGACGGUCACGACGAGCAUUGCGGUCCAAAACCUCCAGCCCCGGUCAAACCGGCGCCCCUGCCUCCUCUUGGCUCUACGCUGAGGAGGCAAUCCCGGAGGAGGCUAAUAAUUAUUACAAAGGUCAGGCGAAUUGACUUCGACGUGCCGGAGGAAUAA
This is a messenger RNA of Ostrinia nubilalis (European corn borer), 641 nucleotides long. RefSeq lists its product as uncharacterized. The transcript is spliced from 4 exons. The record is from RefSeq and is a predicted model, not a curated record. Lineage: Eukaryota; Metazoa; Arthropoda; Insecta; Lepidoptera; Crambidae. The coding region runs from base 138 to 641 and encodes 167 amino acids.